Messenger RNA from Tripterygium wilfordii, 1388 nucleotides. Its product is annotated as bifunctional phosphatase IMPL2, chloroplastic-like. Gene Ontology annotation, biological process: L-histidine biosynthetic process. NCBI's taxonomy places the organism in Eukaryota, Viridiplantae, Streptophyta, Magnoliopsida, Celastrales, Celastraceae. The record is from RefSeq and is a predicted model, not a curated record. The coding region runs from base 292 to 1152 and encodes 286 amino acids. The transcript has 2 exons. Gene Ontology annotation, molecular function: phosphoric ester hydrolase activity.
CGUCUUUCGGCUCGGCAUAGGUUCAGUCCUCACUAAUGAAAUCGUACCCGUUCGUUCCAUCCAGAAAGGAAAACACAACUUAUACCCGUUUUUGAAGUCCGAUUCGUUCAGGGAAAGCGCAAGGAUUGCAAAUUUCAACCGUCCGAUCAUCCUAUCUGGCCAAACACUUUUUCCUAUAAAUAUACGUUUACCGCACUGCAAGCCAUCCGAACUUCAUCGCAGUUGGCUUCGAGGGAGAGAUUCGUGGACAGAAGAGAAGUGAUCAUUGUUGUCUUAUAUUUACUCCUGUAGAUGAGGACUUCGAAUUCUAAUCAUCAGCUUGAUAACCAAAUGGAUCUCACCGCAAAAGAGCUUGAUUGCUUCACCGAAAUUGGCAAGAAACUUGCCGAUGUUUCUCGUGAAGUUAUUGAGAGGUUCUAUAGCCAAAAAAUCAAAUUUGAUGAUAAAAAUGGCGAUGGUCCUGUAACAAUUGCUGAUAUAAAAGCAGAGGAAGCUAUGGUUUCGAUUAUACUAGAAAACUUUUCAUCUCAUGCAGUUUUUGGGGAGGAGACUGGAUGGACUUGUAAAGAGAAGUUCUCAGUUCCAGACUUUGUUUGGGUUUUAGAUCCUAUAGAUGGGACACAGAGUUUUAUUGCUCAUAGAUAUGAGUUCGGUACCCUAAUUGCUCUAUUAUACAAGGGUAAACCAGUGCUUGGCAUCAUUGAUCAACCGAUUCGAAAAGAAAGAUGGGUAGGGGUGAAAGGGAGAAGAACAACCAUGAAUGGAGAAGAAGCAUCUGUACGCACCUGUGAAAAGUUGAAACAAGCAUAUGCGUACUUGAAAGCCCGACAUUACAAUGAUGAUGCUGAAUUUGCCUGUGAUAGUCUCGCAUACAAGGUAGAUGAGAUAUUCUACGAUGGUAAUUGCAUUUCUUAUGCUUUAUUGGCUUCGGGGUUUAUUGAUCUCGUUGUUGACUGUGCAUUGGAUCCCUUUGAUUUUCUUGCACUGAUACCUAUCGUUGAGGGUGCUGGAGGUAUUAUAACUGAUUGGGAAGGACGUGAGCUUUGCUGGGAGGUUUCUCCUUCUUCGUGUUCAAUUCCAGAAGGAGGUUUUAAAGUAUUAGCAGCUGGAGAUAAAAGGAUUCAUGAAAAUGUUGUACUCGAAUUAUCAUAAGGUUUAGUAAGAGUGUUAGUUUAAUUAUUUACUUUCAUUAUUAGAACUCUAUUUCUUAUAGAAUUAUUAGUAGUUUUAGUUGGUGUAAGAAGGGGUUUUCUAGUCCUUUUAACAUGUUUUCCUAAUUUUAGUAUAAUUAGAUUACUUGCCUAUAUAAAGGCAUUAAAAGUCUUGUUAAAAACAAAUCGUUGAUGAACUAAUAAUAUUUGAGGUUUUUAUCAAUUUGUUGGUGGAUU